This is a messenger RNA of Eurypyga helias (sunbittern), 1284 nucleotides long. RefSeq names its product nuclear factor 7, brain-like. Bases 1 to 1284 code for a protein of 427 amino acids. Gene Ontology annotation, molecular function: metal ion binding; protein binding. NCBI's taxonomy places the organism in Eukaryota, Metazoa, Chordata, Aves, Eurypygiformes, Eurypygidae. The transcript has 6 exons. The record is from RefSeq and is a predicted model, not a curated record.
AUGGCGAGCAGGAGCCAGGACCAGAGCCUGCGGGAAGAUCUGACGUGUGCCAUCUGCUGCGAGCUCUUCAGCGAGCCUGUCAUGCUGGACUGCAUGCACCACUUCUGCAAGGCCUGCAUCCAGGGCUACUGGGAUUGCUGCGCCAGCAUCCCUUCCUGCCCCCAGUGCCGCCGCGAGUUCCCCAGCCAGACUUUCCGCACCCACUACCUGCUCUCGGGGCUGGUGGAGAAGGUGCGGCGCUGUGGUUCUGCGGAGCACCGGCACAAGAUGCAGAAGCGCCUGGAAGAUGCUUUGCAAGCUCGUCAGAAGGAGCUGGAGAACUUCUUGCGGAGGAAGUCUGUGAUGCAGGAAGAUAUCUGUGGCCUGACGAAGGUGUCUGGGGAGCUGAACUUAAAGAUCCAGGCGGAGUUUGCCCGCCUUCAUCAGAUCCUGGAGGAAGAGGAGAGAGCUGUGCUGGCAGAGCUGGGCCAAAAGGAAGAGCAGUCGCUGGCACGGCUGCACGGGGAUGUCCACCAGCUGGAGAAGGGGAUAUCAGUGCUGCAGAGGGACAUAGAGCACAUAGAGCAGACCCUGAGCAAGAUGGAAGAGGUGUCAUUGCUGGAGGUGGAGAGCCUGGAUAUCAGGCCCGCGCUGCGCAUGGAUACCCAGCCUGCCUUAGACCUGCAGCACUACAGGGACAGCCACAGCGGCCCCUUGCAGUACAUCUUCUGGAGACGGAUGCUGCGGUACAUCCACCCCGCUCCAGCCCCGCUCACCUUUGACCCUGAGUCAGCCCACCCCAACCUGGUCUUCUCCAGAGACCUGACAGCAGUGACAGAGAGGAAUCAAGCCCUGCCCGUCCCCAGCAGCCCCCGGCGCUUCCGUCAGUGCGUCAACGUCCUGGGCUCGCAGAUCUUUGAGAGUGGCCAGCACUACUGGGAGGUCUGGGUGGGCAGCAAAACCAAGUGGGAUCUGGGGGUGGCCGCUGAGACUGUGGAUCGGGCAGCAAAGGUCAAGCUGUGCCCAGAGAAUGGCUACUGGACGCUUCGCCUGCGGAACAGGACGGAGUACUGGGCCACUGCUACCCCCUGGGUGCGCCUGACUCCCCACCGGCACCCCCGGAAAGUGGGGGUCUUCCUGGAUUGCCAGGAGGGCACUGUCACCUUCUUCAACGCCGGAGACAUGUCGCACCUCUUCACCUUCCACCAGGUCUCUGCAGAGAGAUACUGCCCCUUCUUCAGCACCUGCUUCAGCGACGGGAGGAUCAACGUGGAGCCCAUGCGCCUCUGCCACCUGGCCCUGUGA